This is a messenger RNA of Dicentrarchus labrax (European seabass), 1634 nucleotides long. Its product is annotated as SCAN domain-containing protein 3-like. The transcript has 2 exons. NCBI's taxonomy places the organism in Eukaryota, Metazoa, Chordata, Actinopteri, Moronidae. Gene Ontology annotation, molecular function: protein dimerization activity. The record is from RefSeq and is a predicted model, not a curated record. Bases 66 to 1025 code for a protein of 319 amino acids.
GGCUGCACUGCCUCAUCCACCAAAGUGUCCUCUGUGCCAGACUGAAUGGCGAGCUAAAGAAUGUUAUGGACAAAGUGAUGAAAGUCAUUAACUUUGUCAGAGGUACAUCAAGCACCCAGCAUAGGCUUUUCAGACAACUUGUGGCUGAGUCAGCAGAUGCCGCCCACGAUGACUUGCUGCUUCACAAUGAUGUGCGCUGGUUAAGCAAGGGGAAAGCACUGGAUCGCUUCUGUGCGCUACUGAAUGAGAUCAAAGCGUUCCUUGGAAUGAGCAAGAGCAAGGCAGCAGCUGACCACCUUAUCCUGCUGGAAGAUGAAAAGUUCAUGUCCAAUGUAGCGUUUUUAUCUGACAUAUUUGGCCACCUAAACCUGCUUAACCUUCAGCUACAGGGGAGAGACAAAACCAUCGUGGACAUGGUUGAAAAACUGGAGUCAUUCACGAGGAAGCUUGAGAUGCUUGAGGCAGACAUAUCUACCGGCAGGCUCCUACAUUUCAGCACACUGAAGAAGACAGCGGGAGAAGUGACGGAGUUGAUGGUUGACUUCAUCAAGAGGCUACGAGCCAACUUCACUUCUCGGUUUGAUGACUACUCCAUCCCAAAAGACAUCAUUGACUUUAUACGUGACCCUGCAGUAAAACCAGCCGACAACUUCUCCUUCCUGGCGAAAGAAAUGAUCUCCUCUUUGGAUCAGGCUGCGCUGGAAAUGGAAAUUAUUGACUUCCAAACCACCUCAGUUGUGCGAGAUGCGCUCAGAAGUGCGGAGUCCGUGAGUGCCUUUUGGGUAGGCCUACUAUGCUCCGAGGAAUACAGCAACCUCAAGAAAGUCGCACUUUACAUUCUGACAAUGUUCCCUUCCACCUACGUAUGUGAGUCGUCCUUCUCAGCUAUGAAUGCAAUAAAAACGCAUGAGAGGAAUAGACUGACUCACCAAAAUCUCGAGAACUGCCUGAGGAUUAAAGUGACGUCUAUUUCACCAGAUAUCCAGCAAAUAGUGACCAGUGGGAGAUGCCACUUUUCACACUAGGGGCCGAGCACUCCAGCCCAUGGUCGAGUGGAUUCAGCUUUUUUGCUUCGUACUUUUUUGCUCUGAUUUGCUCCGAUUUAACAGUGCAAUGCAUUGUUAUCAGUUUACAUUUUUGGUGCCACCACAGUCAUAUAAAGGCCUAAAUAACACGCACGUUUGAAACUCGUGUUUUACAUUUCACAGUUCUAUGUACGGAAAUGCCUAUGUUUGAUGUCUGGCCUGUUUGAAAGAAGUCGUGUUUUAAUUUUCACAAUAAUAUGAAGCCUAUGUCCGUUGUUUGAAUGACAACUUGUGUUUUAGGGACUAGUUUGGAAUUUCAGCACCAGGCGCUGUCCACUGACUUCAUUUGUUUUUGCAUGUUGAGCGUUCACGCUGCAGCUCGCUGAUGUGCGUAUUCACUCUGUAUCCAGAUAAAACAAAUAAGCAUUUAGAUUGAGGAAAUUUUUCUGUUCUGGAAAAUGAAGGUUCCAAUAAAGAGCAUUUUUGAGACUGGCAGUCCGAUUUUUUAAAAGUAUAUUUUAUAUUUUUAUUAUCAUUCUCUAGUUCAAACAAUCUCAUGGGCCAGAUGUUUUUGCUUGCGGGCCACAUCUGGCCCGCGGGCCGCCUAUU